This is a messenger RNA of Tyto alba (common barn owl), 4186 nucleotides long. RefSeq names its product RAD23 homolog B, nucleotide excision repair protein (gene RAD23B). Gene Ontology annotation, molecular function: polyubiquitin modification-dependent protein binding; damaged DNA binding; ubiquitin binding. The record is from RefSeq and is a predicted model, not a curated record. Gene Ontology annotation, cellular component: cytosol; nucleoplasm. The transcript has 10 exons. Gene Ontology annotation, biological process: proteasome-mediated ubiquitin-dependent protein catabolic process; nucleotide-excision repair. Lineage: Eukaryota; Metazoa; Chordata; Aves; Strigiformes; Tytonidae. The coding region runs from base 429 to 1379 and encodes 316 amino acids.
GGGUGUGUGACGGACGCCGCGGGGCCGCGCGGCGCAGGCCGAGCUGUUGCUCCUCCCCCUGCUCGUCCUCCUCCUCCACCGCCGCCUUCUUCUACUCUUCCUCCGCCUUCCUCCCCCUUCCUAUCCGUCCAGCGGUGCUGCAGGGAACGCGGGCGCAGGAGUGCGGCCGCGACGGGCGGUCUGCCGCCGCCGCUAUGCAGAUCACGCUGAAAACGCUGCAGCAGCAGACCUUCCGGAUCGACAUCGACCCCGAGGAGACGAUUGUUUCUGUGCUUUAGGUGAAGGCACUGAAAGAGAAGAUUGAAUCAGAAAAGGGAAAAGAUGCUUUUCCAGUAGCUGGCCAAAAACUAAUCUAUGCAGGUAAAAUCCUGAAUGAUGAUACUGCUCUUAAAGAAUACAAAAUAGAUAAGAAGAACUUUGUGGUGGUUAUGGUGACAAAACCCAAAGCAGCAUCUGGAGAGACUACCACUAUUAGCUCGACAACUGCAGCUCCCACACCAGCCGCUGCACCAAGCCCUGUUGCUGCCCCUGUGCCAGCUCCUGUCCCUCCAUCACCAGAGGCAGUUGCUUGUGAAUCUGUACCUGUGAGUGCUCCUAAAGAAAAGCCAGUGGAAAAACCAGCACGAGGUGCUGACAGUUCAUCAUCAACUGACAGUACAACAGGUGAUACAUCUCGAUCAAAUCUUUUUGAGGAUGCUAUAAGUGCACUUGUGACAGGUCAGUCCUAUGAGAAUAUGGUGACUGAGAUCAUGUCAAUGGGCUAUGAACGAGAGCAAGUAAUUGCGGCGCUGAGGGCCAGCUUCAACAAUCCUGACAGAGCGGUGGAAUACCUUUUAAUGGGUAUACCUGGAGAUAAUCAGGCUGUGGCUGAGCCCCCUCAAGCAGGAAGCAGUGAUGCCUCUCAGUCUUCAUCAGUGGCAGCAGCAGUAGCAACUAUACCAACGACUACUAGUUCAUUAGGAGGACAUCCACUUGAGUUUUUACGAAAUCAGCCACAGUUCCAGCAGAUGAGACAAAUUAUUCAGCAAAAUCCUUCUCUGUUACCAGCAUUGCUGCAGCAGAUAGGACGGGAAAACCCUCAACUACUGCAGCAAAUAAGCCAACAUCAGGAACAUUUUAUUCAUAUGUUGAAUGAGCCAGUUGAGUCCCGCCAAGGUUUAAGUGCUAGUGAUGAUGGUGCCAGCACUGGAGGAGUAGCAGAAGCUGGAAAUGGUCAUAUGAACUACAUUCAAGUAACACCUCAGGAAAAAGAAGCUAUAGAAAGGUUAAAGGCAUUAGGAUUUCCUGAAGGACUUGUGAUACAGGCAUAUUUUGCUUGUGAGAAGAAUGAAAACUUGGCUGCCAACUUUCUUCUACAACAGAACUUUGAUGAAGAUUGAGACACUUUUUUUUAUUUUACACCUCACGCCAGUGCAUUACACUAAUUUUGUUCACUGGAUUGUCUGGGAUAUUUGGGCUUAUAUUCAUAAUGCUUGGUAUAUGGGGAUAGGGGGAGAUGAGAAUAUAAGAAACAAAGCAAGGAAAGCAGCAAGUAUAUCUGCUUUAAAUUAGCAGAUGCAGAAAAAUCCCACAGUGUAAAAUAAUAUACAACCAAAAAUCAGCUUCUGCAGAUAAUUAAUUUCUUCUAUAAACUGUAGGUUAACAUUUUUUAUAGGUUUUAACUCUUACUGUACUAGGUCAGAAAUAGAGUGUAAUGCCCUGCUUCAUGUUCCUUUCUACUUAGUAUUGGUACUGGAAGUAGCCUGUACUACCUAGGUUCUACAAUCUGUAUUUCAUGGCAACACUGGAUAGCAGCUUUGUGAAAUCUCAAAGAUCUGAGCAAAUGUAAACAUGAAUGCCAAAAUAUAAGUAGUUGUUUUGCUUUUUUCAGAUGUGUUUAAGUAAUACAAGAAGCACAAUAUUCUGUUUAAAGCAGGAUUAAAACAAUGUUGACUUUCUCAAAUGAAAACCCAUUCCAAUUAAAAGUGUCUUGAUCAUUGAGAAAAACCACCCCCUCCUUUGUGCCCCUCAAAUGAUCUGAGAAGCUAUAUCCAUACAGGUAAAAUUAUUACCCUGUUUAUGUAUUCUCUUUUGAGGAAAAAUUAUAGAUAUCUAAUUACUGUUUACUUCAAUGUUAUGUUGCAGUAAAAGUUUUGAAAGCAAUAGAUUGCAUGUUUGGUUUUGUUAUGUGUUCUUGUGAAUUGAAUAUUCUUUUUCUGCCAGCAAGCAAAAUGUAAGCUUGAUUUUUGUCUGCUGCAAUGAGACUUUAUCAAAUCAAAUUUCACCUUCCUUUGUUGAACCAGCUUUUACAAUACAGCUGUAAGCAUCUGAAGAUAUUGGCAUUCUAUUGCUCCUGAGUAGAUUGUAAUGAUCUAGCUAUUUCUGUUUGGUGAGGACUUUUUUGGAUUUAUUCAUUUUAUGAAGAAGAGUUAGUAACUUGGGAUAUCAAUCAAAUAAUCAAGUUAUUCCACUCAGAAGGAAUGUGCACUCAUACCUUUCUGUUGAAAAUAAGCUCUGGUUAUAGUUUUCAAUCUUAGUUCUUGGUACCUACUUGUCAUUUAAUUUGUUUAGUCAUCAUAAAAUGUAACAAUCUGCCUUUUAAUAUACAGUGACUUUUAGAGACAAUUUUGCCAAUCACUGCAAUGCUAGCAAUGUAAACAAAUUCUAAUUUAAUCUAAAACUAUGAUGUGCAACAUUUCUUAAACACAGCUAGGGGAUGUUUUCAGUAGUUACUGUUGUACUCCAGUUACAAAUUUAUCUCUACAGUAAUCAAGAAAAUAUUAGUGGUACAGCACUGAACUGUUGUACCACUAAUGACACUAACAAUUUAGUGGUACAACUGAAAAAUUAUUUUCUGUGUAGGUUGUGUAUCAGUGGACUAACUACUACUGAAGCUCAAAGGGCAAGUCAAGAGUCUUGAGAAAAGAGAGUGAGAAAGACUGAAACGUUUGUAUUUGUAUUUUGUUUCUUCAUUGGUUGGCUGUAGUCUGUUAAAUAAUUAUCUGCACAAAAUAGUGAAAUGUAUUAAAGCCUUUUACUUUUUCUUUCUAUCUUUAGACAUCUGUGGUGUUUUUCCAGGUACUGUGUAUUUUAAUUAUCCAGAUUUUAUUCUUAAAAUGUCAUAGGUGUAUAAUGUCUAAGUGAUCAGUAGCACAACCCAGAUUUAUCAGUAGGAGGUAUGAUAUUGCUAAAUAGAAAAUAAGUCUUUCAUAGUGCUUUCAUUUUAGAGAAGUUAACAUUAAUACCCAAGUCAGCCAGGAGGCUUCAGCUAAAUCGGUUUCUCAUUAUGUUUAUGGACUGGGAGAGAUAGAUUUUGAUUUCAUACUCUGCAGGCAAAAAGGGGCUAUUUGUUAUUUGUAAAAGGAACAGCUGCCCAGUACUUGAAAAAGCCAAAUAGAUAGAAGGACUCCUUGAAUGUACUUUACUACAUAGCCAAUACCUAAGCCAAAACUUUCAGUUUGUGAGAGUCUGUCAUCUGUACUGAUCAAACUUCUAUCAGAAAUCACCAUUCCUUCUCUAGGAGGAUGGAGAGUAAAGGAAGAAUGUGAGUGUUUCAUUUUACUCCCUCCAAUUUUGAUUCUGAAAUGUUUACUUACUAUAAAUGUAUUUGAAUUAAUGACUGUUCAGCUUGGUCUUUGUAAAAAAGCUAGAAGCUUUGGUCAUUUGUAACUCUGUAUGCUGAGUGACUCAAGGGGUUUAUAGCUGCUGUGGUUGAAGCCUUACUAGUUAUUCUGUUCCCAUUUUUCAGCAGUGGAGUGGUGGUUUUGUGACUUCUGAUGAACAGGUGUCUGACCUUAUAUGCUACCAAAAACUGUUACCUGUUCAGUAGUGGGAUACUUGCCAGACAGCAUCAUGCAUCUCUUUAUAGUUGCUGCCAAAAGGGAAGAAUAUAUGGAACUCAUGGUAUUGAGAAGGUAAGUGUGGCCUGAACAAGUUGUGUAAGCUGCCUAGAUGUGCUGUGCCUUGUUUUCUACCAAGGACUAUGAGAAGUUCUCUGCACAGAGGCUUGUUUGCUGCAGAUCUUUUAGGUAUUUGGGGAGUGGUCUCCUCUGGGCUUUGUGAACAGUAGGUAAGAAAAUAAAGUAUUUCUUCCUAAGUUUUGGUAAUGGAGUCCUUACGUUUGUUGUAAAACUUCUAACUAUCUGCUUAGUGAAAAGAUGUUCAUGAUGCACUUUUAAUUGGGAUUAAAAGAAUUACUCUGAAGUCA